Molecule: messenger RNA, 4923 nt
Organism: Topomyia yanbarensis
Lineage: Eukaryota; Metazoa; Arthropoda; Insecta; Diptera; Culicidae
Exons: 3
Coding region: 1-4923 (1640 amino acids)
Biological process (GO): DNA integration
Molecular function (GO): nucleic acid binding
Source: RefSeq, a predicted model, not a curated record
AUGAAUAAUUUGAAACAGUUUGUUGGAAAUUACAAUGCAGAACGCGACAAAGCGCAACUGGCGGGAUGGAAGCAACGAGCAGAAAAUUUGUAUACAGAGUUCCAGAAUAAUCGUCUCCAAAUAGAGGUGAUGUGCAAUGCUACCACCAAGCCCGCUGCUGGUGAGGAAGGACCACAGUUGUCGCAAAUUGAUAAAUUUUCCUAUCUGGUGGCAUCGUUAUCGAAAGAUGCCAGAAAGGUGAUCGAGUCAGUAGAGCACACUGCUGCCAAUUAUUCUGUUGCAUGGAACCUGUUGGAAAAACGGUUCGACAAUAAGAAACUUGUAGUUAAAACUUUUAUCGAUGCAUUGUUUGCCAUCGAUUCUAUGAAACAAGAAUGUUAUGAUUCACUUAUGUCGUUGGUGGAUGAUUUUGAAAGGAACUUGUGUAUGAUCGAUAAAAUGGAUAUCCCAACGGACGGCUGGAGUGUGUUAUUGGCACAUAUGGUUUGCAGUCGCUUAGAUUCAUCUACGUUGAAGCAGUGGGAGACUCAUCAUAAAUUUACCGAGGUUCCCAAAUACAAGGACGUCGUCGCAUUUCUCCGUACACACCUGACGGUGCUUCAGUCGCUUGCUCCGUCGAAGUCUCGCUCUUCUGAUUCUGGUAAAGCGGAAACCUUUCGAACACUCAAAUCACGAAUUAAUACAGUCCUCACAGUUACCAGUUCGUCGACCAACACGUGUCCGUUCUGCUCCAAACUUCCACACUCACCUUUUAAAUGUGAUAUUUUCCAAAAAUUAUCGGUCACCCAUCGUUUUGAUCAAGUGAAAAGGAAAAACCUCUGCAUUAACUGUUUCUCUUCGUCCCACCUCCUACGGCAUUGCUCAUCCCUUACAUGCAGAGUAUGCAACCAGAAACACCAUACCAUGCUCCACCAACCAACAAAUGAGCGGUCAGUAGCUCAGGCACCCUCAUCGAACGCACCUAGCUCGAACAGUCAACCCAACCAAGCCAAUUUAUCGAACCAAUCUCCCUCGCACUCUCGGCCUAUCUCGUCUCCAGAAUUCCAAUCGCCACCAGCCACAGCCUCUAGCCUCGUCUCCACCACUCCAGUCGGUUGUUCUCGGAAUGUUCCUUCUACGGUUCUACUACAGACAGCCGUCAUCAAAGUCGUCGAUUCGCAUGGAAACCCUCAGUGGGCAAGAGCGCUAUUAGAUCCUGCAUCCCAGUUGAGUCUUGUCACGGAAAACUUAGUCCAGAAACUCCAGCUUCGUCGCAUUUCCGAUCGUCAAGAAAUAGGAGGUGUGGGUAACUCAAUCGUCGUCUCCUAUCACGCAGUUGUCAUUCAGAUAGGGUCUCGCUGCACCGAUUUCACUGCUCAGGCACGGUGUCAUGUUUUGAAGAAAAUUACUCGAGAACUACCAGUGAAAUGCCUUGAUUCGUCACAAUGGACCAUCCCCUCCAAUGUCGUAUUAGCUGAUCCGCAUUUCAACGAGCCUGGACCUAUUGAUAUCCUAAUUGGAAUGGAUAUGUAUUACGAUCUACUCUUGGAAGGCUUUACAAAGCUGGGACACGAAAAGCCAAUCCUACAGAACACCGUUUUUGGCUGGGUUGCAUCAGGGAAAAUAGGAUCCAACCCACAAUCAACUCCCAAGCUCGUUCAUGCAUUAAGUACGCUAUCCCUUGACGAGCAGCUUUCUCGUUUUUGGGAGAUUGAGUCAUGCUGGACCAACAGCACUCAUUCGUUGGAAGAAACGGGUUGUGAAGAACACUUUGCCAAUACUGCCUUUCGGGAUCAGUCAGGUCGGUUUGUAGUCACCCUUCCAAAACGUCCGUCGGUUAUAAGCAAACUGGGCAACUCAAAAGAGAUUGCCACUCGAAGAUUUCUAGGGUUAGAGCGUCGUCUAAUUUCGAAUCCAAAGCUAAGUGCAGCUUAUGCUUCUUUCAUAAAUGAAUACCAUCAGUUGAAUCAUAUGAGAGAAAUCAACGACACUUCCUCAGUUGAUCCGUUUUCGUACUACUUGCCACACCAUGGCGUUGAGAAGGUGGAUAGCACCACAACAAAACUACGGGUGGUAUUUGACGCAUCAUGUCGAUCUGACAGCGGCAUAUCUCUGAAUCAGGCAUUGAUGGUGGGUCCUGUAAUCCAGGAUGAUUUGUUGGCAAUUAUUCUCCGUUUUCGAAUGCAUCGCUAUGUGAUUAUCGCCGACAUAGAGAAGAUGUUUCGCCAAAUUCGGAUACACCCCACGGACUACCCACUGCAACGAAUUCUAUGGCGCAGUACAUCUUCUGAACCUCUCGGCACAUUCGAAUUAGUGACAGUGACUUACGGCACGGCCUCUGCUCCAUAUCUAGCAACGAAGUGCCUACAGCAGCUGUCAAGAGAUGAGUCGAAGGAAUUUCCCCAUGCAUCACUAGUCCUGGAGAAGGAUUUUUAUAUGGAUGACAUGCUGACCGGUGUCGAUGAUGAGGAAGAGGGAGUGGAACUUUGUAGACAACUUCUAUGUUUGCUAAAAUCUGCCGGUUUCAUCCUUCGUAAAUGGGCAUCCAACUCAUCUACCAUUUUAUCAACAAUUCCCACUGACUUGCGAGAUGAGCGUGUUGCCCUUACUCUCGAUUCACCGUCAACGUCGAUCAAGACCUUGGGCUUGCAGUGGCAUCCAUCCGAUGACAUGUUCCGUUAUUCCGUUCCUGAUUGGACCGAGGAGGGUGCAAUAACUCGACGAAUCAUUCUAUCGGACACCGCCCGGCUGUACGAUCCACUCGGACUGGUCGGUCCGGUCGUAGUCUUAGCCAAAAUCUUCAUCCAAUCACUUUGGAAAACUUCGAAAAAUUGGGACGAACCGUUAGAUGACACUCAGCAGCAGUACUGGAGCAACUUUCGUAGCAGCUUAGAAGAGCUUGAUUCGCUAGUUAUACCUCGAUGGGCAUCCGCCGCCAGUGUUCCAGUACUCAUCGAAUUCCAUGAAUUUUGUGACGCAUCCGAGAAGGCAUAUGGUGCCUGCCUUUAUAUACGAACAGUUUCCAGAAACGGGACUAUCUCCGUGCGCCUAAUGGCCGCCAAAUCAAAGGUCGCGCUUCUGGGAGAUUCGAAAAAGCAAAGGCGUGUCUGCAUUCCAAGGUUGGAGCUUUCAGCUGCGCUUCUUUUGAGCCACCUCUAUCACAAGGUCCAAACUAGCACUGCACUCAACGUCAAAUCAUUUUUUUGGACUGACUCAAUGAUUACCCUUCAUUGGCUCAGUUCUUGUCCAUCACGAUGGAAAACUUUUAUAGCCAAUCGAGUGUCGGAGGUGCAGCAUCUCACUGCUGGUAGCAUCUGGGCACAUGUUCCUGGCAUAGAAAACCCGGCAGAUAUCAUUUCUCGCGGAGUAUAUCCCGAUCAGCUCAAGGAAUUGAAAACCUGGUGGAAUAGUGCACCAUGGCUUGAUCAACCAUCCCGCUUUUGGCCCACCAUAAUUCCACAAACAUCUGUUAACUUGCCAAAGGAUAUACUAGAAGAAAGACCAGUAUCGCUCGCUGUUCAGGUGCCGCCACCAAAUAAAAUAUUUUCUCUGCGAUCGUCGUUUUCGGCUCUUAUUCGCCUCGUGGCGCUUGUUCGUCUUGUCCAUCAUAACGCCAAACCCAAAAAUCGCAAUAAUCGGCAAUAUGGGUUCCCAAGUACAGUUGAACUAGACGAAGCCGUUAAAACAUUGGUUCGAUUAGCACAGUUUGAAGCCUUUUCUAAAGAUAUUAUCGCAGUGAAAACCAACGGCCAGGUGGGACCAAACUCCGAUUUAAAAACCCAUGCCCCAAUACUGGUUGAUGGAGUUCUGCGUGUUCGUGGUCGGCUAAGACAUGCAGCUAUUUCCGAGAAUAGGAAACAUCCAAUGAUCCUGCCAGCACGACAUCCGUUAACUAAGGCUAUCAUGAUACACUAUCACCAAAGCCAUCUCCACGCCGGACCUCAGCUUCUCGUAGCAUGCGUCCGGGAAAAGUUUUGGCCACUUCGCAUCCGCGAUUUGGCACGUCAGGUGGUGUAUUCCUGCAUAAACUGCUUUCGUUGCCGACCCCACAAUCUUGAGCAACUUAUGGGAGACUUGCCGCCAGAGAGAGUUACUCCAACACUACCCUUUCUCGGCACUGGGGUAGAUCUUUGUGGCCCGUUCCAGUAUCGUAAAAUCAAAAAGGGAUCAUCCAUCAAGUCAUUUGUGGCAAUUUUCGUGUGCCUUGUCACUAAGGCAACCCAUAUAGAGCUCGUCUACGAUCUCUCCACAGCACCAUUUAUAGCGGCGCUGCAUCGGUUUAUUGCUCGUAGAGGGAAGCCAAAUCUCAUCGAAUGUGAUAACGCCAAGAACUUCAAAGGUACGGCAAGGGAGUUGGUUGACCUAUCGAGACAGUUUUACUCACAGCAACACCAGGGCGCAGUGAUUAACCGCUGUGCAGAAGAUGGCAUCACCUUUAAGUUCAUCCCACCCCGCAGCCCGCAUUUCGGAGGUCUGUGGGAAGCGGCGGUGAAAUUGCUGAAACACCAUCUCCGUCGAACUAUGGGAAACUCCGUGCUAUCAAAGGACGAAUUCGUAACAUUGCUUGCCCGCAUAGAAGCCUGUCUGAAUUCAAGAUCCCUUACACCGCUGUCAGCCGAUCCUAACGACUUGGAAGUCUUAACACCGGGCACUUCCUUGUACAUCGUUCCCUUACGUGCUUUCCCGAACCCGAUCUCUCUGAAAUCCCUCGAAAUCGGCUGGAUCGUUGGCAAGAGAAUCAAGAACUUCUACGGCGUGUCUGGAAACGGUGGACGAUCGACUAUUUGUCCGGACUACAGCCACGACAACAACAUCCGGGUAGUAAAUGUUCGAACGGCGGAUGGAGAGUACCGGCGCGCUAUUAAUAAGAUCUGUAUUCUUCCUGUUCGCGAACCCACAACCGACACGAUUGAGGCGGACAGCCGCAUCCCAGAUCUGCAAUAG